Molecule: messenger RNA, 2294 nt
Organism: Folsomia candida
Lineage: Eukaryota; Metazoa; Arthropoda; Collembola; Entomobryomorpha; Isotomidae
Exons: 3
Coding region: 1172-1759 (195 amino acids)
Source: RefSeq, a predicted model, not a curated record
UCAGAGCUAUCGAAAGAUCCAUUCAGAGUGGGAAUUUGAGACAUACGGUAAAAAUGCAUGAAUCAUAAUGACAUGGAUGUACAUUGAAACGAAUCUGCAAACCAGUCUAUGCUUCACAACUGUAUCCAUUCCAUUUAUUAAGAAGAAACAAAGUCAAUUCGACUACAGAAUUGUGAUGCAUAUGAACAUUUGGUUGGUGAAUGUGCUCAAUUUGCGGUGGUCAAAGAGCGUGGCUUGGUUGUUCAAUUUAUGAGGCGUACUUAUAUACUAUGAAUAUUCGUCCCAAAAACUCAAAUAUGGGUUCAGAGUUGCAGACACUUGAAUUGCUCACAUUGUAUUUAGGUAGCAGAUGGAUAAUGAAAAUAAGUUGUGCGUCAUUUAUCUUACCAUAAUUUAUUUAUUUGUAUUUAUUUUUCCAAUCCAAAACGAUCUUUGAUAUACAACUUUGUUAUCAAAGUUGGACACCUUGAUUGGAAAACUUUUUAAUUAUUUCUUGUCCCAAACUUUCCGUUUAAUUUCUGUUGACGUAUGUUUUCAAAAAUACGAUAUAGUACAUGAUAUUUACGCAUGGAGAUUUUUUUACAAUGCACAUGUAUGUACGUGCAUACCUCCUCGCGUCACUAUUAAUUAGUGCUAAAUCAUGAUUAAAUCACAGGUGUGCCAUUCCAGCAGGUGCGAGAAAAAGAAAACCGUCAAUUCUACUGAAAUAUGGCUUUGUUCAUCAAAAUUUUAUUAAGUAGGUCAGACUAACAUGAGGGUCAAACUAUGAAUUAUAUUGCGACAAAUACGAAUUGCAAAUUUACAUUUUGACCCCAGUCUGCGUAACAUAUGCGUAUUCAGAUUAUUUAAGUUUGCAUGCAAUUUUUCUAGGCAGGGUUACGGAAGCUACAUUUCGGUAAUUUGCAUGAUUUUUAAAAUUCUGAUGAUUUCAAUGUCUUUGUAUUCUUAUUCUAGCCUUAUUAUUAUGUAAAUAUAGCUUUUGUGUGCUAAGUAAAUAGUAAGCACUAUGAAAUGAGAAUUUUAAUGGUCAAUGAAAGGCGGGUGAUUAAAUGAAAUUAAAUGAAACAACCGAUUGCGACUAGGGUUAAACUUUUUUGUCUCAGUAAUCAAACUAAUUUUUUACUGUUUCACCCUUGUCCACAAGUUUUGCUUAUUUCAUAUCAAAAUUUUGAUGGGUGCCUUGGGGGUUCAGAAUUUCGUUGAGAAUGGGGCUGAUAGCAACUGUAAAUAUUGUAAUGCUGAGAUGGCUCCUGAAGAAGCCAACCUACUCCUGCCAUUGCCAGCAGAAACAGAGACAUUAUUCUGGAAUACUUCAUACGAAAAGUCCAGCUUGUCGUCCUCUUGGGAAACGUCCAGUGUGUGUGACAGUGAUUCAAAUCAGUCUGAUUGGGCUAGUGUUGACCUUACGCCCACGCUGUGCUCACUGGACCCUCAAAUUCAACAUUUUAAUAGAAGAGUUAAAGUAGCUCCUAAAAAGAGGGAAGACCUUUACAAAAAUGUGUGCACAUCCGUCACGGACACAACGGUCAAUGAAGAAGGCGUUAUUCUGAAACGUUUUCGGAAUAAGAUCUUCACUUUUGAAAAACUCACUUGUUCAAAUGAUGGUUUGCUGGAAUUGGUUAUCGAGAUUUGCUAUUUAAUUUGCCAUAAUAAACACAGGGACAUUAAAUUUAAAAUGUCUGCCUUAACUGCACUGUACCAAAGUGUUGAUGAGUAUUUAAAGGCAUGGCUAGAAGAAAUUGGCCAACAACAAUAUUAAACCGUUAAAUAGUUCAGUAUUGGAAAUUCCAAUUUGGAACUAGCUCUAAUUUGAUUUUAGCUUUAAAUCUCUAAACUGAUCGUAUUGUUUAGCAUAAAGUCGUGUGUGCAACGUAUAGAAGCCAGAAGGUAGUUUUGAUUAAGGAUUUAGACCUCUAAAAUGCAUUAAAAAAGGUCUAUAGUAUUACUACGUAGUCAAAUUAUGCAAAAGUAUUUUUUUAUGGUUUACCCUACUUUAUUUGUUUUAAUUUGUUUUUAUCGAUUAGAAUGUAGAACGGUUACAUGACCGAGUUGUAUUGUAGAAAACAAUCAAUUUUGAACAUUAUAUAAUACAGUUUUUGUUGGAUACCAUGUCUAGAAGAAAUAUUGUACAUAUAUGAAUUAUCUAGAUAGUUUGAUAAUGUUAUAUCUUUUACUUCUUAUGAAUGUAUAGCCAAAUUAAAAAUAUCGUUCCACAAUUGUAGAUACAUAUAUUUGCAAAGGGUAAUGGCCAUUUAUGUAUGCAAUAAAGACACAAAAAAUUGUAGAUGCAUGAA